CAGGCGCCGCUGGCCCUGGACCGCUCAUGAAGACGUUCACCAUGAAGUUUGUGAUCUUGGCUUUGUUUGUUGCUGGUGCCUACGGCUGUGGCCUGCCCACCUUCCCCCCCAUCGUCACCAGGGUGGUUGGUGGAGAGGAUGUCCGUCAGCACAGCUGGCCCUGGCAGGUGUCUCUGCAGUACCAGAGCGGCAGCAACUUCUACCACACCUGUGGUGGCACUCUGAUUUCCAGCCAGUGGGUCCUCACUGCUGCUCACUGCAUCAGCAAAGGUCGCACCUACAGGGUCUACCUGGGAAAACACAGACUGAAUGAAAACAACGAGCCAGGCUCCAUCGGCGUCAGUCCUUCAAAGAUCAUCGUCCACGAGAAAUGGGACUCUUACAAUAUCCGUAACGACAUUGCGCUGAUCAAGCUGUCAAACACUGUCCAGUUUACUGAUGCCAUCAUGCCUGCCUGUCUUCCCACAUCUGGACAAAUCCUGCCUAACAACACUCCCACCUACGUCACUGGCUGGGGACGUUUGUCGACUGGAGGUCCUCUUGCUAACAUUCUGCAGCAGGCCCUUCUUCCCGUGGUCGACCAUGCUACCUGCUCCAGGUCUGACUGGUGGGGCAACCUGGUGACCACCAGUAUGGUUUGCGCUGGAGGAGAUGGAAAGCUGUCUAGCUGCAAUGGAGACUCUGGUGGUCCCUUGAACUAUCGUAACCCUGAUGGUUCCUGGUCUGUCCAUGGUAUUGUGAGCUUUGGUUCAAGCUUGGGCUGCAACUACUACAAGAAGCCAUCUGUCUUCACCAGAGUCAGCGAUUACACAUCCUGGAUCAACAAUGCUAUGGCCAAAAACUAAGAUGCCAGUGUUAGUUUUGGUUGUUGCACUUCAUCACCAAAUAAAAUGUUAAAUGAC
Betta splendens (Siamese fighting fish) is the source of this 902-nucleotide messenger RNA. RefSeq names its product elastase 2 (gene ela2). The record is from RefSeq and is a predicted model, not a curated record. The transcript has 8 exons. Lineage: Eukaryota; Metazoa; Chordata; Actinopteri; Anabantiformes; Osphronemidae. The coding region runs from base 27 to 845 and encodes 272 amino acids. Gene Ontology annotation, molecular function: serine-type endopeptidase activity. Gene Ontology annotation, biological process: proteolysis.